GCUCAAAUCAUAAAUCUUCCACAAGAUUUCUUUGUAAAUAACCCUAUUGAUUUAGUGGAUUUCGGUAAUCCAGGAAUUCGUAGCAUUGAGUACCAGUUGGUCAUGGCUGAAUAUGUUAUGAAUGUCGAAGACCAGGCCAUAUUGCUUGUACUUGCCCACAUCAAACCUGAAGAAAAGAAAGUUGUAGGAAUGGAGGAUCCAUUCGAUAGUAUAUUUAAAAUCCAAGAUGUAAAUGAAGAAAACGCAAAAGAGUUGGAAAAAGAGCACUCAUCUGAUAUACAAAUGCAAGGUAUAGAUCAUGAGAAAUUAUCGUUAAAUAAACAAUUCGAGAUCGCAAGAGUUGUAAGAUUGGAGAAUCCAUUCGAUAGUAUAUUUGAAAUCCAAGAUGUAAAUGAAGAAAACACAAAAGAGUUGGAAAAAGAGCACUCAUCCGAUAUACAAAUGGUGAAUAAUGAAGUUCCGAGAGAUUAUAAUAUAACAUGUGUUAAUGGAAUUAAAAUUAGAAUAGAUAAUCUACGAAAAGUAAAGAUAAAGGAUGAAAUGAGGAAAAAAAAUAAAAUAAAAGAUUUACUCAUCAUUGAAGAUUUACAAGUAUGGGUUACGAUAAUGGAAAUGAAAUGUUUCGUCUUGAAUAUUGUUGUUCCGGAUUUUGCUUGUUAA
Messenger RNA from Dentiscutata heterogama, 660 nucleotides. The record is from the annotation of a GenBank genome assembly. NCBI's taxonomy places the organism in Eukaryota, Fungi, Glomeromycota, Glomeromycetes, Diversisporales, Gigasporaceae.